This is a messenger RNA of Cyprinodon tularosa, 3752 nucleotides long. It is a transcript of the gene kdm7aa, whose product is annotated as lysine (K)-specific demethylase 7Aa. The record is from RefSeq and is a predicted model, not a curated record. Lineage: Eukaryota; Metazoa; Chordata; Actinopteri; Cyprinodontiformes; Cyprinodontidae. The coding region runs from base 60 to 2597 and encodes 845 amino acids. Gene Ontology annotation, biological process: regulation of transcription by RNA polymerase II; protein demethylation. Gene Ontology annotation, molecular function: transcription coregulator activity; histone demethylase activity. The transcript has 17 exons.
GGACUGCGGGUUAAAUCCCCGCCCGCUUCAUUCCUGCGUUGUUUGGGGACAGUAGGAAGAUGGCGGCGGCCCCGCUGUACUGUGUCUGCCGGCAGCCCUACGAUGUGAGCCGGUUUAUGAUCGAAUGCGACAUCUGUAAGGACUGGUUUCACGGCAGCUGUGUUCACGUUGAGGAGCACCAUGCUGUGGAUAUCGACGUUUACCACUGUCCAAACUGUGACGUCAAACACGGACCCUCCCUGAUGAAAAGGCGCAACAACUGGCACAGGCAUGACUACACAGAGCCAGACGACGGAUCAAAGCCGGUGCAGGCGGGCACCUCAGUGUUUGUUAAGCAGCUGCAGCAAAGGACCUUCCCGAGUGCCGAGGAGAUCCUCAUACGGAUGAAGGGCGAGCAGGUGACCACCAGGUACUUGGAGAGACACGGCUUCAACUACCCCAUCGCCAUCACAGAGAUGGAAGGCCUGGGUCUAAAGCUGCCCCCGCCCACUUUCUCUGUAAAAGACGUGGAGCAGUAUGUGGGUGGUGACAAAGUUAUUGACGUGAUCGAUGUAGCGCGGCAGGCAGACAGCAAGAUGAAACUCAGCGAAUUUAUCAAGUAUUUCACCAAACCCCAUCGUCCCAAAGUCCUCAAUCUCAUCAGUCUGGAGUUCUCUGACACAAAGAUGUCAGAGUUGGUGGAGGUUCCUGAUGUGGCUAAGAAAAUGUCCUGGGUGGAGAACUACUGGCCUGACGACUCGUUCUUCCCAAAACCCUUCGUCCAGAAGUACUGCCUUAUGGGGGUUAAAGACAGCUACACGGACUUCCACAUAGACUUUGGAGGAACCUCAGUCUGGUAUCAUGUUUUGUGGGGUGAGAAGAUCUUCUACCUGAUCAAACCCACUCCCACCAACCUUGCACUAUAUGAGGCGUGGAGCUCCUCACCCAAUCAGAGCGAAGUGUUCUUUGGCGACAAAGUGGAUAAGUGCUACAAGUGUGUCGUUACCCAAGGAACCACCCUGCUUAUCCCGACAGGCUGGAUCCACGGGGUUCUCACCUCUCAGGAUUGCAUGGCAUUUGGAGGGAACUUCCUUCACAACCUCAACAUUGGCAUGCAGCUCAGGUGUUAUGAAAUGGAGCGGCGUCUGAAAACCCCAGACCUCUUUAAGUUUCCCUACUUUGAGGCCAUUUGUUGGUAUGUGGCCAAAAACCUGCUGGAAAUGCUAAAAGAUCUGCGUGAGGACAACUGUCCGCCACCAACCUACCUGGUAGAUGGAGUCAGGGCUUUGAUCAGCGCGCUGAGAACCUGGUUGAAAAGAGAGGUGACGGAGCCCACCAGCGAGGUACCGGAUCACAUCCGGCCCAACCAUCUCAUCAAGGAGCUGACCAAGGAAAUACGCUACCUGGAGGAGGAACCAGUGAACGGGAGCAAGAACACGAAAUCUCAGGGAAGCGGAACGCUGCCUGGAUUGAACGGCUGCCUCACCAGCCGGGCCCUGGAGAGGCUGUGCCAGGCGCGGCAGGCGAGGAGAGCCGCCAGGCGGCUUAGGGAGCAGCAGCAGCAGGCGCCAAAGAUGCCCUCCAACCUGGACAUCUUGGAGCAACACACCAUGGAGGUGCUGAAGAGGGUGGAGGUGGGACCGCUGGAACAGGAUCCAGCGUUUUUCGCCAAGGUUCUUGGAAAGUUCAACAAAGUGUCGACGGCAUCAGCAGCAGCUGCUGCAGAGUCCCUGGAAGACAACCACCUUCGCCUCAUGCUGGUCAACGGCAGAAUCAUCCGCGAUCUGAGGCGAGCGGGGAGCAGCCCUGGAAAGACGGAGGCUGAGCAGGCUGCUGCCGGCCCACCAAAGAGCUGCCCGGACGUGAAGCUGGAGAGGACGGAGGGCAGCGCCGCUGAGAAGGCUCCUCUGUGUCCAAGAAGUCUGGAGACGGUGAAGAACGAACUCAGGGAAGAGGCGUCGGGACACUCCAGCGUCUCGGACCUGGAGUCAGACAGCGACUCUCCCUCAGAAAGCAAAGCUUUGUCGUCGUCGUCGUCAUCGUCCUCCUCUUCUGACGAUGAUUCUGAGAGUUCCCAGGAGGAGGAGGAGGAGAGGAGCUCAUCUCAGCAGACAGGCUCAGGGAACGGCUUCCUGCUGGACCAGUCGGCUCAGAAACUCAGGCACAAACACAAACCACUCAAAAGAGAACGUCCUACCUCACCCAGCACAGAAGAGGCCAUUCAGGGGAUGCUGUCCAUGGCUGGGCUGCUGUGCCCCUCAAACCAAGAGGAGGCGCCGUCGCCGCAGGAGUCCUGGUGGUCCAGUUCAGAGCAGCGCUCGCUCCAGGAGGCGGCCCAGCACCGACUGCAGGGAGGCCAGAGCCACAUGGACAGCCAGGGCAACAGCAGCAGCGAGGCCUGGGACAAUCAGGGGCUCCCCAGCCCCAACGCAGAGUACCAGUACUGUGACCCGUCUAUGUCUCCGCCGCUGCACCCUUCCAAGAGGAACGCCCCCAACCCUCCUCCCAUCAGCAACCAGGCCACGAAAGGUAAAAGGCCCAAAAAAGGAAUGGCGACACCCAAACAGAGACUCGGCAAGAUCCUCAAACUCAACAGACAGAGUCGAGUUUUUGUGUAACGCCCUCCCUCACCUGAGAGAAGAAACGGAAAACAUCAUUCGGGGUUAGGAAAAAAAAAAAAAAACGGAAAAGAUAAACAUUUGUGUUUGUUUUCAGUCACCUUUCUGCUGCGGAGGAAAAAAAAAAAAAAAGAAUCGGAUGCACUGCCUGAACGAAACCCCGACACGUAUGACGCGCUCACUGUGCAUGCUGAGGAGACAGGGUAUCGGUUUAGGAAAGAGCAGGUGCAUGAUGGCAAGAAAGAAAAGCACACUAAGAACAAAAACCCAAACUGAGGCGGAGCGGGAAGCGGAGGGAGGACCUGAAAUCUACCCAACAAAGAGCAGCUGAUUAGGAGGACGUCGCAGAGCGGAAGCUGAAUCACAUUUGCUUAAACUUCCUCUCCUGCUUUAAAUUUAUCUUGCUUCCCUGUGAGGAUGAAAGGAGCAAUGGAAACCGAGCUGCACCUCCAGGAUCGGAUCUUAGCAGAAAACGUGGUGCUUUAAAAACAAAAAAACACAGAAAACAAGGCGGCUGUGAACUGAUAUUUCAAAUGGUGCUUAUUGUUUUGUAUUUUUCCUUCCCUUCCCCUCUUUUUAUCUCAAUCACACCAGCAAUAAUGACUGUGGGGUGAGAGGAGAGGCGGCCCUGAUGUCGGGCUUGCCUCUCCCCUCUGCGCCGUUUAUCACUUAGAAAGCUAACAGGAAGUUACUCGGAGCGCCGCCUCCCUAUAAUAGGAUUGAAUGAGUCUUUGGCUCUUCGAGCGACUCCACUUUAAUUUAUUUCUCAUUUUUUUCUGUUCUCUUUUUCAAUGUGUUUAAGGAUUAUGAAUGAUGUAUUUAUUAAUUGAAAGAAUUAAUGAUUUUAUUUUGAAAUUGAGUUUUUUUUAAGAGAUUGGUUUCUUUUGUUUUUUUUUGUAUCUUUAACAAACAUUUUUGUAAAUGUGGAUGUUUUAGUCUGAGUAGCAGUUUACUUCCUAACUUUGUCGUCACAGAUCUUUUCCUCCUGCAGUUGACUUGAGCCUGUGUUGAUCCCCGUCUCCUCUGGUUGUUCCCAGUCAUUUUUUUGGGCGAUGUGUGAGUAGAGACUUAGUUUAGGUAUUAUUUGUUUUUGGUUUUUUAAAAGGUCAACUCUCAUCUCCGCACCUAAGCAUUCUCAGUUAGUGCCAGCUUCCU